AUGAAUCGAAGGUUGCUGAUAAUUUUUAUUAGUCUGUUAUCUUUAUCUGUGGUAGUUAUUUGCGGGGACAACCAACCACAUGCGUCCGGAAAGUCUGAAAAACAAAAAAAAUCCCCUGCGAGUCAUGGCCAAGACCAUUAUGAUAAAGAAAGAAGACAAGGCGAUCAUUCAGCACAAUCACAUUCAAACAAGGAUAAAGAUCAUAAGAAAGUAAACAAUCGAAAAUCUGAUUCUACAUCGAGUGAAGAACAAGGAAAGUAUCCUGUGCGUCAUGGACAAGCUGAUUACGAUAAAAAAAGAAAUCAAGGCGAUCAUUCAGCACGAUCACAUUCAAACAAGGAUGCAGCUUAUAAACAAGGAAAGGGUCGAAAAUCUGGUUCUAGAUCGAGUGAAAAACAAGGAAAGUAUCCUGUGCGUCAUGGGCAAGCUGAUUAUGAUAAAAAAAGAAAUCAAGGUAAGCAUUCAGCACGAUCAUAUUCAAACAAGGAUGGAGCUUAUAAACAAGGGAAGGGUCGAAAAUCUGGUUCUAGAUCGAGUGAAGAACAAAGAAAGUAUCCUGCGCGUCAUGACCAAGCUCACUAUGAUAAAGAAAGAGAUCAACGUGAACAUUCAGCACAAGCACGAUUAAAGGCGGAUGAAGAACAGAAGAAAGUAAACGGUCAAGAAAUUUAUUCUAAACUCGAAAAGAAACAACGAAAGAAGUUGAACGACGGUCAGGUUCACACGCAUUAUGCUGGAGAUCACGAACCGAACAAACCUGGAUUCAACGAUAACAUUAAUAAUAUUGAUCGACUAUAUAAAGAUGCAUCAAAGGUAGCCCCUGAUCAAAAAUCAUCUGAUUUCGAAAAUGAUAUAAAAUUAGCUAAAAAAGCUGAACUUGUCGAUUUAAAUAGUAAAAGAGUAAAAAAUGAUUCAUUGACGGAAGAUUCACGUGUAAAGAAAGUAUUGGAUCCAAUAAACAAAACUGACACGAAUGUUUUAGCUCAAUUAGGAAUUGCUAAGUUGAUUCAACCGAAUAACAAUGGUGAUCAUAAUCAACAACCAAACGGUACACAUCCUGAAGCAAAUUACUUGCAAAGUCAAGUAGCUAACAUCAAUAAGGCCAUUGUGGAUAAUGAUAAUGUAGAUAGUACUGGUUAUCUACGUUUUGCUGAUGCUGAUCAAGAUAAACAGAAGAACGUUGAUAGUGUAGUAAAACAAACUGGUGAAAAUAAAUUGAUUAAACUUAAACGAAUGGAAUAUAUUUGUCAUAUGAAAAAUGUUACAUAUAAUUUGGAAUGGUCUAAGAAAAAUGGUACAUUUUUUUUACGAUUUGAAAGUGAUAUUAGAGAUAUGUUGUCUAGUUCUCUAUCGGUUGAUGCUAAAAAUCCAUUAUACGCAUUAAACCUGAAAGAAAUUCGAAAAGAAGAAAAUGAUGUCAAAGUAAUAGUUGAAUUAACAAUACCAAAAGACGGUGUACCCACGCUCAUUGUUUCCGUCAAACAUGUGUUAGUCAAAGCUAUUACAGAAAAAUUAAAAAUUAAAUUGACAAAAGAUAAUUAUAAAUUUUCAACAGAUGGUCAUUUUUACAUAACAAUAGAAAAAGCAUUCUUUAGUGAAUAUUUAUCAAAGGAUAGUAUCAUUCAUCAAAGUUUUCAACAAGAAAUCGAACAUGUAGCAGUCAAUUGGUUUAAUAGAAACGAUAAAACAGUUGAAAGUAUUCAAUUAUUAGAAAUACAAGCGAUUGAUAAAGAUAAAUUUCAAUUUUUAAUUGAAGUACAAUGUGAAGACUCAGUGACAUCACAGUUAUAUACUGGAUUAGAUGUAUUACACAAUCAUCUUAAAAAAUUAACACAACGUUACAUCGAUGCUAAAAAUGCAAAACAACCAUUUUAUAAACCUUUUUAUGCUGAUAUAUUUAUAGUAAAAAUUAAUAUUGACGUUCGUGUAAGUGGUUUUACAACGUUAACAAGUCAAUCACUUCGUAAAUAUCAUGACGCAGUAUUAAGUUUAAAAGAUUUAAAAAGCGAUGAUUUAGCUGAUUAUAAUGUGGAAAACUGUUUUGAAGACAAGGGUGACUUAGUAGUUCGUAUUAAUGUGCAACCUAAAUCACGACCAUGUUAUGAAAUAUACGACAAUAUCAGAGACGUUAUAACUAAUGUAGCAACUAGUUUAGGAAACAAACAAGAAUAUUUAAAAUUUAAAGUUAAUACCGGUUUAAGUGUUGAAUCAAAAAAUCAAUAUAUUCAAUCCAAAUAUCACGGAAAAGUUAAAAAAAAUUCUGCAUUGUAUAAACAAAUUCAAUUGAUAUUCAACGAUUAUCUGUUACGUCUUUAUACACAUAAUUAUUGGUCAUGUGAUGAAAUAAAAAAGGACAAUGACAAACAGUAUGCAGUGGCUAAAGUAUCACCGAUCAAAUCUAUAAAAUUGUUAAAACUUUCUAUAAAUUCUGAUGCAUUAACUAUCAGAUUUGAUGUGGCUAUUAACGGAAUAUUAGAACGAUCAUUAAUGGCAAUAUUGGAUGUUAUUCUUAGUAAUCGCGUACCAUUAUUAUUUAUAGAGAAAUAUAAAUAUAUUGUCAAUUAUUCGUUUAAAUAUUCAGGUGUGCCAUGUAUCGAAUCUGCAUUAGACAAACAACAUACCAAUGUAUUACGUACAAAUGUUCAGAAAGAAUUGACAGACUUGCUUGUUGACGUUGGAUUUCAAACAGUAGUGGAUCAUAUUGAUGUUGAAAUCAAAAAAUCACCAUCGAAAGGUUUUAUAAUUAUUGCAACAUUAUCAACUGAUGAUGAAGGCAAAUGUUUACUUGAUGCGUUUGGUGGUCCAUGCGAAAAUUUAUUAAAUGAAAAAUUGAAAAAAUCUUCAUGCAAUCUGGUUGUAAGCAAAAAAGAAUCAAGUAUUAAAAGCUUUUUUAAAAAAUUUUUUUUUAAAUUAUGA
This is a messenger RNA of Didymodactylos carnosus, 2916 nucleotides long. Lineage: Eukaryota; Metazoa; Rotifera; Eurotatoria; Philodinida; Philodinidae. The record is from the annotation of a GenBank genome assembly.